CUCUACAGCAGCACCUCUGCUGUUAUCAUCUCCUGAUAUCAUCUCCUCUCACGUCUCUCCACUCUUGACAUGGCGUUCAGAUCUCAGAGUGCCUCUGGCAGGUCUCUCUCUGUGUCCAGCAGCCGUUCCCUGGCUCCCGUCUGCUUCUCUGGCUUUGGGAGUCAGUCGGUGAUGGCUGGAGGUCUGCAGAGCGGCGCCAGUUUGGGCUUUGGCUCCGGUGCUGGAUUUGGCUUCGGAUCAGGUGCCGGCUUGGGCUUUGGCUCUGGUGCUGGAUUGGGGUUCGGAUCCGGAUUUGGGUCUGGUCACGGCAUAGGUGGAGGUUCUCUCUCGACUAGUUUGAGGACGGUUGGAGGCACUCUCUCAAGCGCUGCAGGCGGAGGCUCCUUCGGGGCGAGUUUCAGAGCGGGUGGAGGCUGUUUCGCAGAAGCCAUGUCCAACAUCAUCAACGAGAAACAGCAGAUGCAGGUUCUGAACGACCGUCUCGCAACCUACCUGGAGAAGGUGAAGCGCCUGGAGACCACGAACUUCGAGCUCAACGAGAAGCUCCGCUCAUUCACCAUCAACAGAGUCCAGAGCAGCUUCAACCUGGAGCCCUACGAGAUCCAGAUAAAGCCACUGCGCGAGAAGCUUCUGCUUCUCAUGCAGGACCACACACGCAUCACUUUAGCCGUGGACAACGCUAAACUGGCCGCUGAUGAUUUCAGAAUGAAGUUCGAGACGGAGCUGGCCAUGCGUCAGUCUGUGGAGAGCGACAUCGCCGGUCUGAAGACCCUGAAGAGGGAGUACAGCUCCACCAACGCCAUCCUUCUGCAGGAGGUCACGGGUCUGGAGAAGGAGCGCGCCGCUCUCAAAGACGCACACCAUCAGGACAUGAAAGCCCUGCGCGGGGAGAUGAUGGGUACCGUGACGGUGGAUGUGAAGGAGAGCGAGAGCACGGAUCUGUCUCGAGUGCUGGCCGACAUCCGCGCCGAGUACGAGAUGGUCAUCGAGAAGAACCGCCGGCAGGCCGAGAGCUGGUACACCAAACAGGUGGAGAAGAAGCAGGCGGAGGUGGAGCUGUUCACUGAGACCACCGUCAGCGGAGGCUCUGAAAUCACUGAGAGCCACAAACAGAGCAUGACCCUGCAGACACAGCUGGACGCCGCACUGAUGGAGAAGGCGAAUCUGGAGCAGCGUCUGGUGGCGGUCCAGGCUCAGUAUCAGUCUCAGUUCUUCUCUCUAGCUCAGCUGGCCGGCAGUCUGGAGGGAGAGCUGACCUCGGUGCGUGAGAGCACUCUUCAGCAGAGCCGUGAUUACCAGCUGCUGCUCAGCACCAAGGUCCAGCUGGAGCGAGAGAUCAGCACAUACAAAGCUCUGCUGGAGGGAGCUGGAGAGUUCAGCAACCUCAGCGCGCUCAAGAAACCGGCCAAGAAGAUGGAGACCCUGAAGGUGGAGACCGAGAAGGUGGAGACAAAGAAGGUGGAGACCGAGAAGGUGGAGACAAAGAAGGUGGAGACCGAGAAGGUGGAGGUCCUGAAGGUGGAGACCGAGAAGGUGGAGGUCCUGAAGGUGGAGACAGAGAGGAUCGCUUUGACGUCAUCUGAUGAUCGUGGUGCAGGAGGCGGAGCCGAAGUUCCCGCCUCUGAAGCACAGUCAGGUGGUUCUGGUGCAAUUGAGGUGCCAGUGGGCGGAGGUACAGCGUAUGCUCUGAUGGCAUUGGAGGGAGUCUCAUCGGAUCCAGUGAUGCCAUCAAGUACUCUGCCAGCUGAGGCAUGAAGUCCACUGGAGGGAUGAGCGGGUCUUCAUGAUGGUGCUGAUGUCAUCAAAGCUCAACCAAUCAAACGCUUAUGUCGCUUUACAGUGUCAUGUGACCAGCAUCAAUAAACUCAAACCUUGAA
Molecule: messenger RNA, 1877 nt
Organism: Carassius auratus (goldfish)
Lineage: Eukaryota; Metazoa; Chordata; Actinopteri; Cypriniformes; Cyprinidae
Product: keratin, type I cytoskeletal 47 kDa-like
Exons: 8
Coding region: 70-1755 (561 amino acids)
Cellular component (GO): cytoskeleton
Molecular function (GO): structural molecule activity
Source: RefSeq, a predicted model, not a curated record